AGUUUUGUUUCUUUUCCAGGCACCCAGCAACGGCGGCCUCCAGGCCUCAGGCCCCCUCACCAUCCUAGAGGUCAAGAUCAGCUCUGGCUAGUUCUCACAGGUCUGACCCAACAAGUAGCACUGACAUUUUUACGUUUGCUGGAUGUACACACGGAAGUGGAGGAGGAGGAGGAGAAGGAGGAGGGCAGCUCCUUAGCUCAAGAGCAAGUGGCCCAAGGCCUCAGAAGACUAGAAGGAAGUUCCUGGCCAUUCAGCAUGGUUUCCCACGGGUCCUCGCCCUCCCUCCUGGAGGCCCUGAGCAGCGACUUCCUGGCCUGUAAAAUCUGCCUGGAGCAGCUGCGGGCACCCAAGACACUGCCCUGCCUGCAUACCUACUGCCAAGACUGCCUGGCACAGCUGGCGGAUGGCGGCCGCGUCCGCUGCCCCGAGUGCCGCGAGACAGUGCCUGUGCCGCCCGAGGGUGUGGCCUCCUUCAAGACCAACUUCUUCGUCAAUGGGCUGCUGGACCUGGUGAAGGCCCGGGCCUGUGGAGACCUGCGUGCCGGGAAGCCAGCCUGUGCCCUGUGUCCCCUGGUGGGUGGCACCAGCACCGGGGGGCCGGCCACGGCCCGGUGCCUGGACUGUGCCGAUGACUUGUGCCAGGCCUGUGCCGACGGGCACCGCUGCACCCGCCAGACCCACACCCACCGCGUGGUGGACCUGGUGGGCUACAGGGCCGGGUGGUAUGAUGAGGAGGCCCGGGAGCGCCAAGCGGCCCAGUGUCCCCAGCACCCCGGGGAGGCACUGCGCUUCCUGUGCCAGCCCUGCUCACAGUUGCUGUGCAGAGAGUGCCGCCUAGACCCCCACCUGGACCACCCCUGCCUGCCUCUGGCUGAAGCUGUGCGUGCCCGGAGGCCGGGCCUGGAGGGACUGCUGGCCGGUGUGGACAAUAACCUGGUGGAGCUGGAGGCAGCGCGGAGGGUGGAGAAGGAGGCGCUAGCCCGGCUGCGGGAGCAGGCGGCCCGGGUGGGGACUCAGGUGGAGGAGGCGGCUGAGGGCGUCCUCCGGGCCCUGCUGGCCCAGAAGCAGGAGGUGCUGGGGCAGCUACGAGCCCACGUGGAGGCUGCCGAAGAAGCUGCUCGGGAGAGGCUGGCGGAGCUUGAGGGCCGGGAGCAGGUGGCCAGGGCCGCAGCCGCCUUCGCCCGCCGGGUACUCAGCCUGGGGCGAGAGGCCGAGAUCCUCUCCCUGGAAGGGGCGAUCGCACAGCGGCUCAGGCAGCUGCAGGGCUGCCCCUGGGCACCAGGCCCGGCCCCCUGCCUGCUCCCACAGCUGGAGCUCCAUCCUGGGCUCCUGGACAAGAACUGCCACCUUCUUCGGCUGUCCUUUGAGGAGCAGCAGCCCCAGAAGGAUGGUGGGAAAGACGGAGCUGGUACCCAGGGAGGUGAGGAGAGCCAGAGCCGGAGGGAGGAUGAGCCGAAGACUGAGAGACAGGGUGGAGUCCAGCCCCAGGCUGGAGAUGGAGCCCAGACCCCAAAAGAGGAAAAAGCCCAGACAACCCGAGAAGAGGGAGCCCAGACCUUGGAGGAGGACAGGGCCCAGACACCCCACGAGGAUGGAGGACCCCAGCCCCACAGGGGUGGCAGACCCAACAAGAAGAAAAAGUUCAAAGGCAGGCUCAAGUCAAUUUCCCGGGAGCCCAGCCCAGCCCUGGGGCCGAAUCUGGACGGCUCUGGCCUCCUCCCCAGACCCAUCUUUUACUGCAGUUUCCCCACGCGGAUGCCUGGAGACAAGCGGUCCCCCCGGAUCACCGGGCUCUGUCCCUUCGGUCCCCGGGAGAUCCUGGUGGCGGAUGAGCAGAACCGGGCACUGAAACGCUUCUCCCUCAACGGCGACUACAAGGGCACCGUGCCGGUCCCUGAGGGCUGCUCCCCUUGCAGCGUGGCCGCCCUGCAGAGCGCGGUGGCCUUCUCCGCUAGCGCACGGCUCUAUCUCAUCAACCCCAACGGCGAAGUGCAGUGGCGCAGGGCCCUGAGCCUCUCCCAGGCCAGCCACGCGGUGGCGGCACUGCCUAGCGGGGACCGCGUGGCUGUCAGCGUGGCGGGCCACGUGGAGGUGUACAAUAUGGAAGGCAGCCUGGCCACCCGGUUCAUUCCUGGAGGCAAGGCCAGCCGGGGCCUGCGGGCGCUGGUGUUUCUGACCACCAGCCCCCAGGGGCAUUUCGUGGGGUCGGACUGGCAGCAGAAUAGUGUGGUAAUCUGUGAUGGGCUGGGCCAGGUGGUUGGGGAGUACAAGGGGCCAGGCCUGCAUGGCUGCCAGCCGGGCUCCGUGUCUGUGGAUAAGAAGGGCUACAUCUUUCUGACCCUUCGAGAAGUCAACAAGGUGGUGAUCCUGGACCCGAAGGGGUCCCUCCUUGGAGACUUCCUGACAGCCUACCACGGCCUGGAAAAGCCCCGGGUUACCACCAUGGUGGAUGGCAGGUACCUGGUCGUGUCCCUCAGUAACGGGACCAUCCACAUCUUUCGGGUCCGUUCUCCGGACAGUUAAAGGGGCUAGGACUAGGGUGAGAGGGAGUGGGGAGGGAGAGGGCAGGAAGGAGGCAGAGCUGUCCGUGGGAGGUGGAGGCCGAGGACAUUUUCCUGAAGGGCAGGGGUUGGCAACUUUUCAACAUGGAGUGCCAAACUGCUAACCCGUCUUCUAGUGUGUGAGAAUAGGGACCAAGGUGGUGGCGUGACCUUAACUCUCAGAAGCAGAGGAGGCAGGUGGGUGGAGGGGGAUGCUGGGAGUUCACCUGCCUCUUGCUUUUUGUGGGUGGCUGCUGCCACCACCGCCGCUGCUAUAUAGUUUAGGUUUCUGAGGUUUGUGAGCCUGUCCUGCUUUGCAUUCUUCAAAACCAUUCCUGAUAGAGUAGCCGAGGGAGAGUCUUGGGGCCAAGAAGGGCCCAGGGUGGGUCAGGCGUGUGCACUGUGGAACAGAGCUGAGACCCCGGCCCCCCUUGGACUGGCACAGGGUCCUACAGAGUCAGAGGAGGCCUGAGAUUUCGAAUGGGCAGUGAAUGGCCUCUUCUGCCAGCCACAGGCAGGAUGCUCCUUGAUCACGGCAUCCCCCGGCGGUAGUACAGGGUGAGCUUGCAGGAGGGUCUGCAAGUGCAGACAGCAGCUGGGGCCAAAGAGGUGUUAGGUUCAAAGGCUGCGAAGAGAAUAGGCUACUGGAAAACCAAACCCAACAGAAUUCACGUCCAAAAAUCCACAUUCUCCAUCGCUUCUCAGCCUUUUGGCUAAGAUUAAGUAUUAAAAAAAAACCAGGCUCUGCCAGGCGCAGUGGCUCAUGCCUAUAAUCCCGGCACUUUGGGAGUCUGUGGCAGGAGGAUUGCUUGAGGCCAGGAGUUUGAGACCAGCCUGGGCAACAUAGCGAGACCCCAUCUCUACAAAAGAUUAAAAAUUAGCUGCGUGUAGUAGCAUAUGCCUUUCAACGUAGCUACUCAGGAGGCUGAGGUGGGAGGAUCCCUUGAGCCGAGGAGUUUGAGUCUGCAGUGAGCUAUGAUCGCACCACUGCAUUCCAGACCCCAUCUCGAAAAAAAAAAAAAAAAAAAAAAACAGAAACAACAGAAAAAGCAGGUUAUCCAUCACUUCUCAGCUAAGAUCAAGUGUUAAAAUAAAUAAAUAAAUAAAUAAAUAAAUAAAUAAAUAAAUACCAAGUUAUGAGUGUCAGAGCAGGGGAGCCCUCCACGCAGCCACGGAGCCAGUCUGAGGGAAGAGGUACAUAGGAUAGAAAAAUCUCUAGGCUCCAACGCUUCUGCUUCGGUGUCUUUCCAUUUCCCAGGGUCUAUGUGUUGCCUUCUCUUCAUUUUCCAGCAAAAUUCCUUUUGAGAUAUGUUGGCCUUCACUCGGCUGAACUAGGGGGUGAAGGAAGGUUGUCCUCUGUGGGCCACUAUUGCUGGGGAAACAGCUAAACCCUGCAGGCCAAGUGGAACUUGGAGGUGCCAAGAAAACCUAGAAGGUGCAAUGGGGCUGCGACGGAUAGAGGUGUCAAACCAGAAGGGAGGAACCCGUCGGAGGUGGGCUGUGACCACCGGACCUUUUCAUAAGUGGUGGCAGUGGUAGAAUUGAGGGGGCAAGUAGGCUUGGAGAAUGUUUUUAGCCAGGGGCUGUUGAGAGAUGGCAGAAGGGGGUCUUAAUGUGGGGACUGUGGACAGUGGGGCAUUCGUGGGAACCAGAGGGAUUUUGGACAAGUCCAGAUGGAAUGUGCAGGGCAUAGGUAGAGGGAAAAGAAAAUCCCUUUCUGGGAAAACCAUUUCUUGUUUAUUGAAACAAUGCAGGACAUCAUCAAAGUCCGGGUGGACACAUUCCAUUAUCUACAAAUUACAAAGGUAGGCACAGCAAAGAAUAAUGAAGAUUAUAAGAAAACCAAGCGCCAGGCACGGUGACUCAAGCCUGUAAUCCCAGCACUCUGGGAGGCUGGGGUGGGUGGAUCACUCAAGGUCAGGAGUUCGAGACCAGCCUGGCCAACAUGGAGAAACCCCAUCUCUACUAAAAAUACAAAAAUUAGCUAGGCGUGGGAGCGGGCGUCUGUAAUCCCAGCUACUUGGGAGGCUGAGGCAGGAGAAUCAUUUGAACCCAGGAGGUGGAAGUUGCAGUGAGCUCAGAUCGCACCAUUGCACUCCAGCCUGGGUAACAAGAAUGAAACUCCAUCUCAAAAAAAAAGAAAAAGAAAAGAAAGAAAACCAAGGUCCCUCUCCCUCUCCCUCUCCCCACGGUCUCCCUCUGCCUCUCUUUCCAUGGUCACGGUCUCCCUCUGAUGCCGAGCCGAAGCUGGACUGUACUGCUGCCAUCUCGGCUCACUGCAACCUCCCUGCCUGAUUCUCCUGCCUCAGCCUGCCGAGUGCCUGCGAUUGCAGGCGCGCGCCGCCACGCCUGACUGGUUUUCGUAUUUUUUUGGUGGAGACGGGGUUUCACUGUGUUGGCCGGGCUGGUCUCCAGCUCCUAACCGCGAGUGAUCCGCCAGCCUCGGCCUCCGGAGGUGCCGGGAUUGCAGACGGAGUCUCGUUCACUCGGUGCUCAAUGUUGCCCAGGCUGGAGUGCAGUGUCGUGAUCUCGGCUAGCUACAACCUCCACCUCCCAGCCGCCCGCCUUGGCCUCCCAAAGUGCCGAGAUUACAGCCUCUGCCCGGCCGCCACCCCCUCUGGGAAGUGCGGAGUGUCUCUGCCUGGCCGCCCAUUGUCUGGGAUGUGAGGAGCCCCUCUGCCCGGCUGCCCAGUCUGGGAAGUGAGGAGCGCCUCUUCCUGGCCGCCAUCCCAUCUAGGAAGUGAGGAGUGUCUCUGCCCGGCUGCCCAUCAUCUGAGAUGUGGGGAGCACCUCAGCCCCGCCGCCCCGUCUGGGAUGUGAGGAGCGCCUCUGCCCGGCCGCGACCCAGUCUGGGAGGUGAGGAGCGUCUCUGCCCAGCCGCCCCGUCUGAGAAGUGAGGAGCCCCUCCGCCUGGCAGCCGCCCCGUCUGAGAAGUGAGGAGCCCCUCCGCCCGGCAGCCGCCCCGUCCGGGAGGGAGGUGGGGGGUCAGCCCCCUCCCGGCCAGCCGCGCCGUCCGGGAGGGAGGUGGGGGGUCAGCCCCCGCCCGGCCAGCCGCGCCUUCCGGGAGGGAGGUGGGGGAUCAGUCCCCGCCCGGCCAGCCGCCCCGCCCGGGAGCGAGGUGGGGGGCGCCUCCGCCCGGCCGCUGUCCCGUCCGGGAGGUGGGGGGUCGCCUCUGCCCGGCCGCCCCGUCUGGGAGGUGAGGAGCCCCUCUGCCCGGCCACCACCCCGUCUGGGAGGUGUACCCAACAGCUCAUUGAGAACGGGCCAUGAUGACGAUGGCGGUUUUGUGGAAUAGAAAAGGGGGAAAGGUGGGGAAAAGAUAGAGAAAUCAGAUUGUUGCCGUGUCUGUGUAGAAAGAAGUAGACAUGGGAGACUUCAUUUUGUUCUGUACUAAGAAAAAUUCUUCUGCCUUGGGAUGCUGUUAAUCUAAGACCUUACCCCCAACCCCGUGCUCUCUGAAAUAUGUGCUGUGUCCACUCAGGGUUAAAUGGAUUAAGGGCGGUGCAAGAUGUGCUUUGUUAAACAGAUGCUUGAAGGCAGCAUGCUCCUUAAGAGUCAUCACCACUCCCUAAUCUCAAGUACCCAGGGACACAAACACUGCGGAAGGCCGCAGGGUCGUCUGCCUAGGAAAACCAGAGACCUUUGUUCACUUGUUUAUCUGCUGACCUUCCCUCCACUAUUGUCCUAUGACCCUGCCAAAUCCCCCUCUGCGAGAAACACCCAAGAAUGAUCAAUAAAAAAUUAAAAAAAAAAAAAAAAAAAGAAAACCAAGAAGAUGGGAAAACCAUGCAGAAUUGAUUUGACGAGGAAAGCCUUGGUCUCUAAUACAUGCAAUGACUAGAACAGUAUUUGGUCAAAGAACCACAUAAGCUCUGUACCCUGGAGGAAAUGUAUGCAGGCAAGGACUAGUAAAAUAAAAAAUAAUAAUAAUUAAAAAAAAAAAAAAGAAAGGCUGGACGCGGUGGCUCACACCUGUAAUCCCAGCACUUUGGGAGGCUGAGGUGGGUGGAUCACCUGAGGUCAGGAGUUUGAGACCAGCCUGGCCACUACGGUGAAACCCCAUCUCUACUAAAAAUACAAAAAUUACCCGGGUGUGGUGGCGCAUGCCUGUAAUCCCAGCUACUGGGGAGUCUGAGGCAGGAGACUCGCUUGAACCUGGGAGGCAGAGGGUGCAGCGAGCCGAGUUCACCCCAUUGCACUCCAGCCUGGGUGUCACAGUGAGACUCUGUCUCAAAAAAAUAAUAAAUAAAUAAUUAAAUCCACUUGCAGUGGUCAAAAAUAAAUGUUAAAUAAAUGGGUGAGAAAUCUUGCGGAGAAAUAGACUCCUGGCACUAUAAAAAUGAUCCUGGAGAAUAAUUUGGCUAGACUUUGCAAGAAUGACAAAAAUGAUUAUAAGAAUCAGUUGUCUCACUUUGGGGAAUACAUUCUGGGAAAAUAAUGUAAGAGAAAAAAUAUUUGCAUACAGACAUUUGAGGCUGCUCUGUAUAUUACAGGCAAGAACUGGAAACUGUUCGGCUGCAGGGUGACAGCUAACUAGAUUGUGGUUUAUUAGGGGAAUGAGCCUUUCUUUGUGUAUGACAACUAUGAAAACUAUUGAGAAGAAAUAGUUACGUGAUACAGUCAUAAUCCUCAAAAACGGAGAAUCAGGAAUUAUGAUCAAAUAGUGAUAGUAACAAGGAAAACAUCUGUCUAAAUAAUUACUGAGUAGAAAUAGGUUCGGAAUUUGUAAAUAGUCAUUAAUUUGGGAGAUUGGGGUUUUUUUUGUUUUGUUUUUUGUUUGUUUUUCAUUAUUUUGUGCUAUUAUUCAUACGUGUACAUUUCUACUUCAGUUUUUAUUAUCCAUUACAUAACAUACAUGCUUGAUUAUUUGCUUCAAGGAAAUACACCUUUAUAAGUAAUACUCAAUAACUACUGGGUUUGAGAAUGAAGGUGUCAGAACGAAUGAGAUUGUCCUAUGAAAGAAGAGGCAGGAGCCAGGGAGGAGGAUCCCACCCGGCCGGGGCUCAGCCAGGAGGCAGGGCCAUUGGGGCAGGGUGGCAGUCCAAGGAACCGCUCUGGGAAGGUUUGCAAAGGUCGGGGUCCCCCCUGCCAGGUGAUCGAAUUAUCGUGGAGUGUCUGGAAGGCGGGGGAAGUUUUGUUGAGUUCACCAAAUAACUCAGACCAACUGGAAACCAAGUGGAGUUUCUACAGGACCAACUAGAAUAGGGAUCAGCUACAUGGGGGCGGGGGGAGGGGGGCAGGGAACGGUGUCUGUCUUCAUUGCAGCUCUGUCUGCAGAGCCAGCACUGUGAUACCUCAUAGUAGGUGCUCAGUGAAUGUCUGUGAAGUGAAUUACUAUCUAGACAAGGAUGAGACUGGUAUGACUCUCCAAAGCUUUCCCACCUCCAAAACCUCGGCUUGUGGGGAAUCUCCAGUAGGGGGCACUGUGGACACGGUUCGCAUCUGCCUCCCAAGGCUGGGCUCCGCGUCAAAAAAAAAAAAAAAAAAUGAGACUGAGCCAGGUGCAGUGGUCACUCCUGUUAUCUCAGCACUUUGCGUGGCCAAGGCGGGAGGAUGUCUUGAGGCCAGGAGUUCAAGACUAGGCUGGGCAACAUAGCAAGACCCCAUCUCUACAAAAAAAUUUUUAAAUUAGCCAGAGGUGGUGGCAUGCACCCGUAGUCCCAGCUGCUCGGGAGGCUGAGGCAGAAGAUUGCUCGAGCCCAGGAGUUCAAGGCUGCAGUGAGCUCUGAUUGUGCCACUGCACUCCAGCCUGAGUGACAGAGCAAAACCUGGUUUCCUAAGGGGGGGAUAAAAGAGGGAGAGAUGAGAUCGGGGUGUCCCGCUUCUGUGCAUGUGGAGGGGGUAACUGGGAACCGUGUACUGUAGGGGAUCGCACACCUUGGGGUGGAAACAGCAGCUCUCCGGAGUUGCAUGGGAGCCAUGGGCAGUGGUCCUGGCUGGUGAAAUGAUUCUAGCCACGUGGCCCACCCAGGGGGCAAAACAAUAGAAACCUUCAGAAAUGAAACGUCACCUGGCUGCAAGAAGAUAGUCCCACAGGCGCCCUAGAGAUGGGGAUGCCAAGUGGCUUCUCGGGAAGCUGUAAGAAUCCACAGGGCAUUGUAAGAUGGAGGGAAAUAUUAAGUUUUCUUCGUAAAGAGGUGAGGGGGGCGAGAGCAGCAAAGGACACUGGAAAAUGAGAAGCAUGGAUGGGAAGUGUUGCAUUGAGCAUAAUUUGGAGGUAAAAUCUCCAACACCGUAACUGAGUGGCCUGGGGACCUGAUAGAAAGCCCUGCUCAGGACUAAGGCAGAGUUCCCAGUUAUAUCGCAGAUACAAAGAGACCAGGAACACGCUUGUAAUCACAGCACUUAGGGAGGCUGAGGCGGGUGGAUGACCUGAGGUCAGGAGUUCGAGACCAGCCUAGCCAACAUGGUGAAACCCCCAUCUCUACUAAAAAUACAAAAAUUAGCCAGGCGUGGUGGCACAUGCCUGUAAUCCCAGCUACUCAGGAGGCUGAGGUGGGAGAAUCGCUUGAGCCCGGGAGGCAGGGGUUGCAGCGAGCUGAGAUCGUACCACUGCACUCCAGCCUGGGCAACAGAGUGAGACCCUGUCUCAAAAAGAAAAAAAAAAAAGAGAGAAAUCAGGAACAUCAUGAAAGAUACAGCAAAAUGUUUUACCCCAGCCCACUGCACCACACCUGGGAUUGUGACAAUUAACUUGAUAAAUUGUUCCUUUUCCUGUUCGGAACUGACUAGGUUGUGCGUGGAUGGACCAGUGAAAAGAAAAUCCUGUUUGGGUAGGGAAGAGGGAAGUAGAAAACCUCUUUCGUAUUCUUGGUGUCAAGAAAUGGGAAGAGAAUGAGGGAGCAGAGACCUGGGUUGAGUGUUGGCUCUGCACUAAACAGCUGUGUGAUCUUGGUCUAGUGCCUUAACCUCUCUGAGCCUCAGUUUGUACAUCAGUAACAUUGGGAUAAUGACAUCCACAUGCCCACUUCACAGAGCUGCUGUGAGGACUGGAUGAGAAAUGUAGAGAAGUAUUUCGGACACCAUAAAGCUCAAAUACAAGGUGUUGGUUAGGAAAAGUUUCAACUGACUUGUACCCACCUGAUACCCCUCCAUCAGCAUAAGCGUGUAUGAGGAUGUUAGGUACAUGUGUUGUGAGUGAAAGCUCUGGAACACCCGAGUAGAGCUUUCUGCAAAUCAGCUUCUCCUUCAGAGGAGACCAUUUUGUUUUGCUUUCCAGCAGUUACUUGAAGAAGCCUUAUCUGAAGUCACAACAGUGACUUCAGGAAUAGAAGGGACCAAUGGCCAGCUUGCUGAAAUGUAAUGCCAUUCUUAAAAGCCAGCUAAGAAUCAGACCGUAUUAGUUAAGGACCCAUAAGAGUAGACAUUUAGAAAAAGUGAAAAAUGGCAAGAGUGGCCCAAUCUUUUGAGAGUUUAGAGAAAAUAUCAUUUGGAAAGGGAGUAGCUCUCCUUCUAUUUUAGCCUUAUUAUUACGGUAUCUAUAAAGCAAUGCCAUAUUCUAAAUCUGCAGAAAUAAAAUUCUAAGGGGCGAAAGUCCAAGGCAGAAGUCAAAAGUUUUGCAAGGAAACCGAUGAGGUUGCUGACCUGAGCUGGGCAGGGUUGAACAGGCGAGUGCCAAGAUCAAGGUCUCUGAUUGUCUCUCCUUGAAAGGUAAGCAGAGAACUAGGGCUAUCCCAUAAAUUAAGUGGGAGAUUGGAAAGGGGUGCGGACUUCUGUAUUGGGGAGAAGGUCUUGGAUGAACUGGGGCAGAGAACUGCCAGAGAGAGUACCUAGGAAUACGUUGUUAGCAGGAGAAAGACCAAGUUCAGAUGCAGACUUGGGAAAGUAGGUAACUUGACCAAAGGUAGCAAAAUUAGACUACCCAACUGGAUUGUGAAUGCAGUUUAUGAAAUGGAUCAGGACAGGAGCAAAAAUAGAUUUUCUAGAAACUGCAGACUCCUGUGAUUGGAGCAGUAUACAAAGUACAGCAACAUCAGACUAGAUCUCACCUGAGGUGCUGGGUGAGAAAUCUUAGGGACCAGAUGGAAGAGGGCCUGUGUAUAAAGACAUUAGGAAGGAGGUUUGGGAGGGCAGCCUGACUUGUCUCCAGAGAAAGUUAGAACUGGUUGACUUAGCAACCAAGGGACACUGGGUCAAAGACGAGGAAUCAGGACGUCGGUGCCUAGUGACUGAGCGCCAGCCCAGCCCAUUUCUCUACAUUGCCAUGGGCUAAACCCAGUGUGCUGUAAACUCUUCAGUUCCUUUGGUUAUGGAUUUUGUAUCUUUUCUGUGUUUCUUAAUAAAGUUCUUUUGAAAAAUGGGAACCUUUCUCAGAUGGGAAUUUUGUAUCUUUCCUCUGUUUCUUAAUAAAGUUCUUUUGAAAAAUUGGAA
Molecule: messenger RNA, 10910 nt
Organism: Homo sapiens (human)
Lineage: Eukaryota; Metazoa; Chordata; Mammalia; Primates; Hominidae
Gene: TRIM56
Product: tripartite motif containing 56
Exons: 3
Coding region: 256-2523 (755 amino acids)
Biological process (GO): defense response to virus; regulation of type I interferon production; positive regulation of type I interferon-mediated signaling pathway
Cellular component (GO): cytoplasm
Molecular function (GO): ubiquitin protein ligase activity; zinc ion binding
Source: RefSeq, marked validated